This is a messenger RNA of Prorocentrum cordatum, 1964 nucleotides long. The record is from the annotation of a GenBank genome assembly. NCBI's taxonomy places the organism in Eukaryota, Dinophyceae, Prorocentrales, Prorocentraceae.
AUGGGCCGCAGCGAUGACGAGAUGGGCGCCCCGUCGGAGGUCAACGCGCCCACGGAGGCACGGCGCAAUAUUGCGUCGAAGAGGCCAUCUCCAGGACCUCAUGGGCCGCCAGGGUCUGCGCAGGGCAUCGAGGUCCUCGUCUGCUCCUUGUGCCAGGAGGGCGGCAACCUCUGCGAGAGCUGGUUCGGCAAGUCGGUGCACCACCAGUGCAAGCUCGCCGUUCGCUCUCGCAGGCGCGCCGUCAUGGGCACUCCUGCGGCUCUCAGCGACCAAGCCGACAUGAGCCGUGACCCCGAGAAGUGGCGCGCCACGCACUUGCCCUACCUGGACAAGGACGCGCGCAGGGCCGCCAUCCAGGACUUCAAGACGACCCAGAAGCAGCAGGAGUCCAACAUGUCAGUCGACAGGGACCUCGCUGGGUGCGGAGACGUCUGGCUCACCAAGGUUCGCUACCGUGGCUUCAUGGGAUUCUGGGAAGGCCUGUCCAAGGAGGAGGCCGACGAGCGCUUCGACGCUGAGUUCGAUGCGAACCCGAAGUACAACAAGAGGAACCAGCAAGUCGUCCUCGCUGAGGGCAACGAGCACGUCAAGCACGAGGCGGGCACCGAGUCGAAGCGCGGGGUCGUGCAGGACACCACGAUCGGCGAUGAGGACGACGACGAGGGAUACGAGGACGGCAUGGCCGAGACUCCCCGUGCUGCGAGUUCUGUGGCGGCGAGCAGCUCUGGGGUCGAAGUGCUGCGCACUCCUGCUCCCGGCCGUGUCGGUUGCCGCCCCGCGGUCUCCAGGGCAACCCCCGAGAUGCCUACCCAGCCAGCCCGCAAGAAGCUCAAGGCCACUGAGUCUCCAGAGACGCCCGGCCCCCACGCGAAGCACCUGCACGCCAAGAAGGCGCUCCAGGAGGCGGCGAAGGAGAUCGUGAAGGGCUUCGAGGGCAAGGCCACCACGUCUGCGCGCUUGACGAAGCUGGCAGAGAGGCACAAGGAGUACCCCGACUUGCCAGGGAACUUGAAGACUGCGGUGGAGAAGUUCGCGAGCAUCCAGAAGCAGGCGAAGCAGCUUGGCUUGAAAGCUGAGCGGGCUGGGCCCACUGGAGAUGGCUCUGUGGCGUCGUGCGCUACGGAGCUGGAUUCCCUGAAGGUGGAGUUGGCCUCUUGCUGGGCCGACGCAGCGGAGCUCGCGCAGUCCUUGGAUUUGAUCGACAAGGAAAUCCAGAGCACCAAGCGGAAGAGCUACCUGCAGGGCCGCCACCAGUCUCAGAAGGCGACCAUGAUUGCUGACGAGGAGGGUGAUUACAGCGCCUACUGCUUGCAGCCCGUGUCCAGCUGCGGGAUCACCAUGGACGCGAACAUGAACGAGUUCGAUCCGACAAAGCUGUUCGCUUGGAAGACCCCGCUGAACGAAAAGAUGGCGGUCAACCGCGAUGCUUGGCUGGGGGCCCAAGCGAACGUGGACACCAAGAACGACUACGGUGACCACCUGAAGUUUCUUCCCGGCCCGGGGCCCCACCUGUGCUGCAUUGUCCGCAAUGCGUUGCGCUUGGGCGCGAUGGCCGCGCCACUGCCAGCUUUCAGUUGUUUCAUGUCCCCUUUGAAUGAGAGCAUGUUUGUGCUGAUGUAUGACGUUGCCGAGAUCAUCAGCCAAGGGAUUGUCUUGAAGGACAUCCUUACCUUCUUGAAGAGCUCCUCUGGCGAGGCCUUCUUGAAGUCCAAGCAUGCUGUUUGUGUGUAUCUUCCAAAGCAUUAUGUACUGUUUGUGCCCAGCGGUUUCUAUGUGCAGCCAGUCUUCUACCAUCCAGGCCCCAGGAAUCAGAAGAUUGAUCCCAAUUGGCUUCACUACCUGCACGUCCCUUUUUUGGACACUGAGGUCGCCAAGACCGUGGAUGCAGAUGUGUUCAAGGCGGCCUCUGCGUUGUCCACUGCGCAUUUGGCCCCGCUUCAGGCUUCGAUGUGGGUCGAGCGCAG